Messenger RNA from Ilex paraguariensis (yerba mate), 324 nucleotides. The record is from the annotation of a GenBank genome assembly. Lineage: Eukaryota; Viridiplantae; Streptophyta; Magnoliopsida; Aquifoliales; Aquifoliaceae.
AUGCAUGAUUUUUUGUUCGAGUCGAAUAUUUACCCACUCCUUAGGGCCUCAUGGUUUAAGCCUUUGGCUGUGGAGGAUCAGAUGAGGUGGCUGAUGAAGUGGAGGACUUCUAUGCGGAUGAUGUGGAAGAUGACAACAAGCAAUUCUAGUUUAUCAUCCAAAGGUCCAGGAAUCAAGUGCUUCCAUCCCCAUGAGCCUAAGAAGAAAGAGGUUGCAAAAGAUACAGUGGGGCGACUGGCAAAGAGGGCACUGAAGCAUGAAGUUGCUGGUAAGACAGCUGCUGCAAAACAUCAGCAGCAUUCGGUGAGGUUGGGCCGGAUGUGA